Messenger RNA from Volvox carteri f. nagariensis, 2145 nucleotides. RefSeq lists its product as uncharacterized. The coding region runs from base 142 to 1851 and encodes 569 amino acids. Lineage: Eukaryota; Viridiplantae; Chlorophyta; Chlorophyceae; Chlamydomonadales; Volvocaceae. The record is from RefSeq and is a predicted model, not a curated record. The transcript has 3 exons.
CGCUUUUAUACAGGAAGAGAUAAGGUAUGGUAUAAUAUUUUCUCUGGAUGUCAUUGAGUAGCCGAUCUCUCUACUCGGGUCGUGCCACCAUGAUCAGCUACUCACAUUGCUGUCAAGGUCGAGUACAUUAAGAUUUACAGAAUGUUCGUAGCUUUCUGUAGCCUCUUGCGGCGGUACAGGCACGGCAACGUGCGCCAACAUUUGACGGGAGGGGCUUUGCAAUCCGCUGCUGAUUGCGUAAAGGUCGACUUCUCAGAUUAUCAUGGAACUGACGAAAGCGCAUCGUCGGUGCGGGCUGCAAGUAGUGCAGCGGCAUCAACCUCGUUCGCGAGUUUCCAUUCCGGAAUUCAUACAACCGCCAUCACGUCGGACAACGACUACAUAAUUUUUGGACGGACAGCGCGUCAUGCCAGUACGGCGUCGGAAGGUCAUACGGCUCGUCGACGGGAGAUUCUGCGCGAUGCGGCCCAGAAAGUGUCUCCGAACAGCUCGUGGCUGCUCGCAUACAGUCAUAACAUCGAUCCUCGGCAGCUUACAUUUCGGUUGGGAAAGCGGUCCACGCUACACGCUUUGCAGGAGGGCUGGACACUUUACCAGCACAAGUUCGAUACCGUGGCUAUGGCGGCAUUGCUGCGCCGGAUCCGGGUUGCACAAUGUUACGAUGCCGAUUUCAACUCCGCUGCGGCACAGAGCCUUCUCGAUGCCAUGGUACCACGGUUAAAGUCCAUUACCUUGCGGUUUGGCAAGCUGCGGGACACGAUCGCGUACCUACACGCUCUCGCAAAGCUGCGGUCUCCGCCUCCGCAAGCACCUGCCAAGGGCGUGGCAGGUCUCAGAGAAAGCGAAUUUGAUAAUAGCGCGGAGGGGACGGUCCCAACAGGGGCCGUCAAAGACGGCAAAGCACUCCUGGGCCAGCCAGCCGAGCUCGUCCUGGACCUGGCGAUGUGGGCAACUCGUGAUCGAACCCUGGUCCUUCAAGCCAGCCCACGGCGGUUAGCCACAUUGCUAUGGGCGUUGCUGCGGACCGUGCCGCAAGAGCUGUACAGCAGCGAAAAACUGCAGAUGGUUCUUGACCGCGUGGCCUACUGCUCCAUACGCCAGUGGCCCAACUUCGCUCCGGAGGACAUGAGAAUCUACGCGGUGGCGUAUGCGACCUUUGGGCCGCAAGGCGCUCCGGCUGCCGCCUCGGCGGAGAAGGGGGGUCCGGGCGGCAGUUGGAGGCGGAGCGGCCGCAGCUGGCUGGGCAGUGUGUCGUCCUGGCCGCAGAUGCCGAGGAAGAAGUCCAAGGCGGAGGGCGACAGUGGCGACGGGGAUGCGGAUCCGGGCACAGCAAAGGCGGAGGGCAGCGACGACAACAUCGGCAUCAGCAUCAACCGUAGCAAGUACGAUGCCGAGGCGAAAGCGGCGCAGCGCCGGAAGCGCAAUGCGUUGAUCCUGCAGGUCUUGGCGGACCAGCUCGCGAAGCGUGUGGGCGACGUGUUGGUAGCGUCCCCACAAACCCGGGACUUGGCGCUGGCGGCUCACGCCUGGGCUCUCCAGGGCGCACCCAAACCCCACAUGCCGCUUUUGGUGAAGGCGGCGGACGCGGCGGCGGCGACGCCGCGCUCGUUGCUGCCCGUGGAGCUGGUGCUCCUGGUGGAGGCGCUUGCGAAGUACGGCGUACGGCAGCCCGUGUUUCUGGACACUGUGCGACAGCGCACACGGGGUUGGGCCGCUGGCGCGCGGGAUGUGGCGUCGGGACCAGCGGCUGCGGAGGAAUCAGCGGCAGCAGAGCCAGCAGAACAGUUGCAGCUGCAGCAGCUGCACGGCCGCCUCGUUGGGGCUUUUGGGAGUUUGGGGGUAACGUUGUAAGGCCGUGCUUUUGUUCAUGGCUUGAAUAUUGCUUUAGCGGAUGUAAUGCUCUUUCGGGCACGAGAUGAGAGGAGCUCUGGGCACGUCAUGUUUUCCGAUGUUGCACACGCUCUUUGGGAAGCGUGCAACCCAGGAAGAGAGGUUGCGCAAUUGAAGGUUACAGAAGGGACCUAUAGGAAAGCGCGGCGAGUUUGUGAUGGGUAAGUGGCUUAGCCAGAUGUUUUAGUUGUUAAACAGAAUGCGGGAGAGGGGCAGGGGGUUAUAUUGAACGCCGAUGUAACCCAAUUUUUUCUG